Plasmopara halstedii is the source of this 774-nucleotide messenger RNA. RefSeq names its product s-adenosylmethionine mitochondrial carrier. The record is from RefSeq and is a predicted model, not a curated record. Gene Ontology annotation, cellular component: mitochondrial inner membrane. The transcript has 6 exons. NCBI's taxonomy places the organism in Eukaryota, Oomycota, Peronosporomycetes, Peronosporales, Peronosporaceae. Bases 1 to 774 code for a protein of 257 amino acids. Gene Ontology annotation, molecular function: S-adenosyl-L-methionine transmembrane transporter activity.
AUGGUCAACGCUGACGAUGGACCAAUAGUACAUGGAUAUUUCCCGGCACUGCUGGGCGGAGCUGUGGCAGGCACUUCCGUGGACAUUGCGCUUUUCCCACUCGACACCAUUAAGACGCGGCUACAAUCUGCUCACGGUUUUCUCAAAGCUGGUGGUUUUCGAGGCAUUUACUCGGGGCUCUCUGCUGCUGCUGCUGGAUCUGCUCCUGGAGGAGCGCUCUUUUUUAGCACUUAUGAGACUUCCAAGUCCCUCUUCAGCGUAAUUACUCCAGAUCAAAAGAAUUCUCCGCUUGUUCAUAUGGUCGCUGCUGCAUUGGGUGAAAUGGCGGCAUGUUUGGUGCGCACUCCGACCGAAGUUGUAAAACAAAAAAUGCAGACUGGCAUAUAUGGAUCGCUUCCGAGGGCACUAAACGUCAUUUGUGCAGCUGACGGUGUCGCAGGGUUUUACAGAGGCUACUGGAGUAUGAUUGCGCGAGAAAUUCCAUUUUCUUUCAUCCAGUUUCCACUUUGGGAGGGUUUAAAGUACCAGUGGUCAAAAAGGCAAAACACCACUGUAUCUUCACUGCAGGGUGCGGUCUGUGGAUCAAUUGCUGGUGAUGCCAAGGGCGUUCCAUACAAUGGUAUGCUCAAUACCCUGUCGCGUGUGCAUACAGAUGAAGGCUUGAAGCGCUUAUUCUCGGGCGUCGGUCCCCGCACUAUGUGGAUUAGCAUCGGUGGUUUCGUCUUCUUCGGCAUGUAUGAAAAGGUCACUUCAACAUUUGCCGGGUUUCCAUAA